Messenger RNA from Salvia splendens (bonfire salvia), 1495 nucleotides. Its product is annotated as BTB/POZ and TAZ domain-containing protein 1. The record is from RefSeq and is a predicted model, not a curated record. Gene Ontology annotation, cellular component: nucleus. Lineage: Eukaryota; Viridiplantae; Streptophyta; Magnoliopsida; Lamiales; Lamiaceae. The transcript has 5 exons. Gene Ontology annotation, molecular function: protein binding. The coding region runs from base 50 to 1129 and encodes 359 amino acids.
CAAUCUCUCCACGCAAAAAGCGACCUCAAAAACUAGUAUUUUAUUAAUCAUGGUGCAGCUGAAGAAGAAACUUUCCGGCAAAAUGAGACUCAAAUACACUCCUCCCUACGCCGGCGCCGGCGACAUGCCGGAACCGGAUAUGUUCGUCCUCACCUCCGCCGGUCAGCGAAUUCCGGCGCACUCUAAGAUUUUGGCAUCAGCAUCGGCGGUGCUGGAGAGCAUAAUCGAGAGGCCGGAGAAGCACCGGAGCACUGAACGGAAAAUCACAAUCUCCGGCGUACCGUACGACGCCGUCCAUGUCUUCCUCCGGUUUCUCUAUUUGAAUAAGUGCAGCGAUGAGCAUAUGGAGAGCUAUGGAAUCCACCUCUUAGCCUUGUCGCAUGUCUACUCUGUGCAGCAGCUGAAGCAGAUAUGCACAAGAGGUUUAGCUAAGCGAUUGAGCGUUGAAAACGUGGUUGAUGUGCUUCAGCUUGCAAGAUUGUGCAACGCGCCGGAUCUCUACCUCAAGUGUAUGAGAUUGGUUUCUGAUAAAUAUAAAGCUGUCGAGGAGACCGAGGCGUGGAGGUUCUUGCAAGAGCAUGAUCCCUAUCUCGAGCUCGAGAUUUUACAAUUCAUCGAUGAAACUGAAUCGAGGAAGAAGAAAACGAGGAGGCACAGGGAGGAGCAGAGCUUGUAUAUGCAACUGAGCGAAGCAAUGGAUUGUCUCGAGCAUAUAUGUUCGGAGGGAUGCACGAGCGUUGGCCCGUGUGACAUGGACCCGAACGAGCAUAAGGGCCCGUGCAGCAAGUUCUCAACCUGCCAAGGGAUUCAGCUUCUGAUCAAGCAUUUUGGUGCUUGCAAGAAGAGGGUUAAUGGAGGGUGUUCGCGUUGUUCCCGGAUGUGGCAGCUGUUCAAGCUGCACUCUUCGAUUUGUGAUCAACCGGACGAAUGCAGAGUCCCCCUCUGCAGACAUUUCAAGUUAAAGACACAACAAGACAGACGAGGGAACGACCCCCGGUGGAGGCUGCUUGUGAAGAAGGUGAUCUCAGCCCGAACCAUCUCUUCUCUCUCCCUACCAAAGAGGAAAAGAGAGGAUGAGCCCCGGAUUGUGUUGCAGCCUCACGGGUUGAGGAGGAGCAUCAGAGUGUAAAUCAGAAUCUCAAGAUGACAACAGCCAAGAAACAUGUGUGUUUCUUGGUUUACUUUGCCAUGUAAAUUUGUGGUUAAAGUUGAGUUUGUAAAAAAUUGGUGGUGAUGGUUGUGUGUUGUCACAUAGCAUCCUUUUGUUAGGCUUAGGGAAGGGGGAUCGUCGAGUUCGAUCCGUAGACUUCUCUGUUAUAAGAUAGGAGGUCGCACUAUUUAGAAAUCUCGUUCCCCUCUUUUUUUUUUGCGUGUUGGUUGGUAGCAAAGAAGUAGGAAAGGCCAACUAGUAGUAAUCUUGUUUUUGGUAGUGUAUGGAUUGGUUUGUCCAUAUAUCUUUGUUAAGUUAUGUAUUUUGCAUUUGCAAUUGGCUUCU